Molecule: messenger RNA, 846 nt
Organism: Triticum turgidum subsp. durum (durum wheat)
Lineage: Eukaryota; Viridiplantae; Streptophyta; Magnoliopsida; Poales; Poaceae
Source: the annotation of a GenBank genome assembly
AUGGCGCUCCUACCUCGGCGGUUUCUGUUCGGGGUUUGCGCCGUAGCGCUGGCGAUCGGCCUCGCGAACGCUGUGCACGGCGAGGCGGCGCCGGUCGUGGUCGGCCUGGCCAGGUGCUCGGACUGCACAAGGAAGAGCAUGAAUGCCGAGGCCGCUUUCAAAGGUCUCCAGGUUGCUGUCAAGUGUAAGAACGGCAAGGGCGAGUACCAGAGCAAGGCCGUGGGGCAUGUGGACAAGUCCGGCGCCUUCAGCGUCCCCCUGGACGCCGGCCUCGUCGGCGACGACGGCGAGCUGAAGCAGGACUGCUUCGCGCAGCUCCACAGCGCGUCUGGCGCGCCGUGCCCCGGGCAGGAGCCCUCCAAGAUCGUCGCGACACGGCCCGGCCGCGACGGCCAGACGACCUUCGUCGCGCUCGCCGGCGAGGUGCACCAACCGUCGGCUGAAUGCGCCUCAGCGUUCCUGUGCCAUCCUCUGCACAAGCACCACCUGGUCGUCUUCCACAAGCCCGUGACUGUCCCUCCCAAGCCCGACCAUGACCAUGACCACGACCAUGAUCAUGACCAUGACAACGACCAUGAUCACGACCAUGACCACGACCAUGGCCACGAUCAUGAUCACGACCAUGGCCACGAUCAUGACCAUGACCACGAUCACUCGCUCCCGCCUGCAGUCAAGCCGCCAACGACGCCGGUGUACACGCCGACGGCGCCAACCCCGACGCCGAUCUACCACCCCCGGGCCCAGCGUGACGCCGUCACUGAGCCACAACUCUUCAAGAAGAUGCUCCCGUUCCUCAAGAAGCUGCCGUUCUUUCCUCCUGCCAAGCAGAGCGGCGGCAAGCUGUAG